Messenger RNA from Esox lucius (northern pike), 2759 nucleotides. RefSeq names its product MCM6 minichromosome maintenance deficient 6, like (gene mcm6l). Bases 81 to 2552 code for a protein of 823 amino acids. The transcript has 17 exons. Gene Ontology annotation, molecular function: single-stranded DNA binding; ATP binding; single-stranded 3'-5' DNA helicase activity. Gene Ontology annotation, cellular component: nucleus; MCM complex. NCBI's taxonomy places the organism in Eukaryota, Metazoa, Chordata, Actinopteri, Esociformes, Esocidae. Gene Ontology annotation, biological process: mitotic DNA replication; double-strand break repair via break-induced replication; DNA replication initiation. The record is from RefSeq and is a predicted model, not a curated record.
UUUGUGGGCCGUCAGCUUGCAGUUAAACUUGGCCGACAACACUCCCUUGGUAAUCAAUAGAACUCACAUUCUUUUUCUGAAUGGAGCCUGUGGCUGACAGGAGUACGGCUGGGGGUUCAGUGAAGGAUGAUCUGUCGGAAAAAUGUCAGAAGUUAUUUCUCGAGUUUUUGGAGGAGUUUCAGAACACAAACGGGGAAUUGCUGUAUCUACCUGAUGCUGAGGAACUAAUUCGACCAGAGAGAAAUACACUGACCGUUAACUUCACCAACAUUGAACACUUCAAUCAGCAAUUAGCUACAACCAUUCAGGAGGAGUACUACAGGGUAUAUCCAUUCCUUUGCAGAGCUGUUCGCCACUUCGCUCGAGAUCAUGGAAACAUACCAGCGACCAAAGAGUUCUAUGUGUCCUUCUCCGACUUUCCAACUAGACAAAAGAUCCGCGAACUCUCCACAGCCAGAAUCGGGUCCUUACUGAGAAUCAGUGGCCAAGUGGUAAGGACUCACCCGGUCCAUCCCGAACUGGUCAGUGGAACAUUCCUGUGUCUGGACUGCCAGUCGGUCAUUCAAGAUGUGGAGCAGCAGUUUAAAUAUACCCAGCCCAACAUCUGUAAGAACCCGGUCUGUUCCAACCGACGUCGCUUCAUGCUGGACACCAACAAGUCCCGUUUUGUGGACUUUCAGAAGGUGCGUAUCCAGGAGAGCCAGGCGGAGCUGCCCCGUGGCUCCAUCCCCCGCAGCGUGGAGGUGAUCCUGAGAGCGGAGGCCGUAGAGAGCGCCCAGGCUGGUGACCGCUGUGACUUCACUGGCACGCUGAUCGUCGUACCCGAUGUUGCCGCGCUGGCUGUGUCCGGCACAAGAUCAGAGACCAGCAACCGAUUUGCUGGGGGAAAACAAGGCUUUGAGGCAGAUGGGAUUCAGGGACUGAAGGCUUUAGGCGUCCGGGAUCUGUCUUACAGACUGGCUUUCCUAGCAUGCUAUGUGGCCCCGACCAACCCUCGGUUUGGCGGUAAAGAUCUCCACCAUGAAGACCAGACAGCAGAGAGUGUGAAGAACCAGAUGACUGUUCAGGAAUGGGAGAAGGUCUUUGAGAUGAGCCAGGAUAAGAACCUUUACCACAACCUUUGCACCAGCCUGUUCCCCACCAUCCAUGGGAAUAACGAGAUCAAGCGAGGAAUCCUACUGAUGCUCUUCGGAGGUGUCGGCAAGACGACCAUGGAGGGAACAUCUCUGAGGGGGGAUAUCAAUAUUUGCAUUGUUGGGGACCCCAGUACCUCCAAAAGCCAGUUUUUAAAGCAUGUGGAGGAAUUUGCUCCGAGGGCCUUGUACACCAGCGGAAAGGCCAGCAGUGCAGCUGGGUUGACCGCGGCUGUGGUGAGAGAUGAGGAGUCCAAUGAAUUUGUGAUUGAGGCUGGAGCCCUUAUGUUGGCUGAUAAUGGUGUAUGCUGUAUUGAUGAGUUUGACAAGAUGGACCUGAAGGACCAAGUAGCCAUUCAUGAAGCCAUGGAACAGCAGACCAUCUCUAUCACCAAGGCUGGAGUGAAGGCUACUUUGAAUGCUCGCACCUCGAUCCUGGCAGCUGCCAACCCGAUCGAUGGGAGGUACAACCGCUCUAAGUCUCUGAAACAGAACGUCAACAUGUCGGCGCCCAUCAUGUCCAGAUUUGACCUCUUCUUCAUUUUGAUCGAUGAGUGCAAUGAAGUGACAGAUUAUGCCAUAGCCAGACGUAUUGUAGACCUGCACUUUAGAGACAUGGAGUCUGUGGAGCGGGUCUACAACACUGACGAGAUCCAGAGAUACAUACUAUUUGCUCGACAGUUUCAACCCAAGAUCACGGCGGAAGCCAAAGAGUUUGUGGUGGACCAGUACAAGCGCCUGCGUCAGAGGGACACCAGCGGCGGUACCAAGUCGGCCUGGCGUAUCACGGUCCGACAGCUAGAGAGCAUGCUCCGACUGUCUGAGGGAAUGGCCAGACUCUACUGCUCAGAUGAGGUGCAUCCCAAACAUGUUAAGGAGGCCUUCCGGCUGCUGAAUAAAUCUGUCAUCAGUGUUGACUCCCCAGACAUCAACUUUGACCCAGAACAAGAUGCCAAUGAGGAAAUUAAUGAGAAGAAUGAAAUCAUGGAGGAAGUGAAGGAGACCACUGGCCAACCUGCAGAGGAGGCUAUGGGCACAAACUGUGGGGAAAGCAGACCUAAAAAGACCACUGCUGCCAAGUCUGCCCUUAAGAUGACCUUUGCUGAGUACAGGAGAAUCUCCAACCUCAUCGUUCUGCACAUGCAGAAGAUUGAAGAUGUUGAUGAGUCUUCACUGAAGAAGAGUGAACUGAUUAACUGGUACCUGAAAGAGAUGGAGAGUGAGAUCGAGUCCGAAGCUGAGCUGGUUGCCAAUAAGAACGUAAUUGAGAAAGUGCUCCACAGACUAAUUAAUUAUGACCACAUCAUUAUAGAGUUGACAAAGACUGGUCUGAAGAAGGUUUGUGAUGAAGGAGAGGAACCUGUGAUGGAGGUUGACCCCUUCUUAGUGGUCAACCCCAAUUACACUCUGGAAGACUAGGUUUCAUGUCCAUGGCUAUAAUCAGCUGAAAGGAAUUAAGUCAUUGGAUUUUCAUCGGUCCCAUUUGUAAGGAAUAUGAUUUGCAGCUAUAGUGGCGUCUACUUGUCCGAACUUGAAAUGGUUUCAACUCUUAAUGCCCUGUGAAAUGGAACACUUGUCAUACUAUUUGUACCCUAUGCAUUUCAUUAAAUAUAUAUUUUUGCAGUA